This is a messenger RNA of Toxorhynchites rutilus septentrionalis, 2104 nucleotides long. Its product is annotated as cytochrome P450 4g15-like. The record is from RefSeq and is a predicted model, not a curated record. NCBI's taxonomy places the organism in Eukaryota, Metazoa, Arthropoda, Insecta, Diptera, Culicidae. Gene Ontology annotation, molecular function: monooxygenase activity; oxidoreductase activity, acting on paired donors, with incorporation or reduction of molecular oxygen; iron ion binding. The transcript has 3 exons. Bases 148 to 1821 code for a protein of 557 amino acids.
UUAGCGCGUCGCACGACGCACACUCGUUGUUCGGUGAUCUUUGUGCGCUGCUGCAAUUGUCUACCUAAUUAGAUAAUUUGACAAAAUUUGUCCGUCCUCCCCGACGCGACCGUUUCGGAUGCGAAUACUAACACGGAUGCUGCGAGGAUGAGUGUGGAAGUCAUUUCCGAGCGCAGUGGGCUGCUGCUGACCAUCGUAAGGCCCACAGUGGUAUUCGUGGUCCUGGUCAUAAUCGCGGUCACCUUGUUUCAUCUGUGGAUGCAAUCACGAAGAUAUGUGAAACUGGGAAAUAAAAUACCCGGCCCCAAGGCAUACCCACUGAUCGGGAACGCCAACAUGGUGCUAGGGAAAAGCCACGACGAAGUGAUGAGAAAAGGGAUGGAGUUGAGUUUCAUAUACGGGAGUGUGGCCCGGGGCUGGUUGGGAUAUCAUUUGCUAGUGUUUCUAACGGAACCGGCAGAUAUUGAAAUUAUUCUGAACAGUUAUGUGCAUUUGACCAAAUCCAGCGAGUAUCGGUUCUUUCAACCAUGGCUCGGAGAUGGACUGUUGAUCAGCAGUGGUGAAAAGUGGAAAUCCCACCGGAAGCUGAUAGCUCCGGCGUUCCAUAUGAAUGUGUUAAGGACUUUUAUCGACCUGUUCAAUGACAAUAGUUUGGCGGUGGUAGAGAGGAUGCGCAAGGAGGUUGGGAAGGAGUUUGAUGUACAUGAUUACAUGAGUGAAGUAACGGUGGAUAUCCUGCUGGAAACGGCGAUGGGAUCGACCAGAACCGGUGAGAACAAGGAGGGAUUCGAGUACGCGAUGGCGGUAAUGAAAAUGUGUGACAUCCUGCACACGCGCCAGCUCAAGGCCUACCUCCGCCCGGAUAUGCUGUUCAAUCUGACGAGCGUGAAGCGCGAACAGGACCGCCUGCUCGGUAUCAUCCACGGCCUCACCCGUAAAGUGGUCAAGCAGAAGAAAGAAAUUUUCGAGAAAAACUACGCCGAAGGUAAACUUCCGUCGCCUACGCUAUCGGAAAUUAUCGCCAAAGAAGCGGAAGAUCUAUCACCGGGUUCCCCAACGAGACCGGUGAUCUCACAGGGCUCAAUGCUGACGGACGAUUUGGAUCUCAACGAUGAGAACGAUAUCGGUGAGAAGCGUCGGCUAGCUUUUCUGGACUUGAUGAUCGAAACCGCCAAAACUGGGGCCGAUUUGAGCGAUGAGGAGAUCAAAGAGGAAGUGGAUACGAUCAUGUUCGAGGGCCAUGACACAACAGCCGCCGGGUCGAGUUUUGUGUUGUGUUUGUUGGGUAUUCAUCAGGAAAUUCAGGAUCGAGUUUAUGAAGAACUGAAACAUAUCUUCGGGGAUACCAAACGGAAGGCCACCUUCGGUGACACCCUGGAGAUGAAAUAUUUGGAGCGGGUAAUCUUCGAAACACUUCGCAUGUAUCCCCCGGUUCCGGUAAUUGCUCGGAAGACUACAGAGGAAGUACGUUUGGCUUCGCAUGAUUAUAUAAUCCCCGCGGGAACGACGGUUGUGAUCGGAACGUAUAAAUUGCACCACCGGGAAGACAUCUAUCCCAACCCAGAUGUGUUCAACCCGGAUAACUUUUUGCCGGAAUGCACUCAGUCCCGACAUUAUUACAGCUAUAUUCCAUUCAGCGCAGGCCCACGAAGUUGCGUCGGUAGGAAAUACGCUAUGCUGAAGCUGAAGGUGCUCUUAUCGACCAUCCUCCGCAACUAUCGGGUUGUGUCCGAUUUGAAGGAGUCCGACUUCAAACUCCAGGCGGAUAUCAUACUGAAGCGCACCGACGGCUUCAGGAUUCGGCUGGAACCAAGACUGUAACCACACCACACAACCCGAACAACAGCACUUUGCGUGCAGAUAAGAAGGGGUCAUCAAGUCGCGACGUCAGAGCCUUUGGCCAUCGCAUUGCAUCCCUCAGAGAUCCCUCUAAAUGAUGAUUGUCUCGAUUUAUGAUACGGUGUUAAUUGAAUUGUUCGGUUCCUUAAACAGAAUUGUAUUUUUAUCUCUACGAAAAACUCGCUUGUCCGUCUUGCUCGUCCUUUUUCGGGCCUACCUUUCGCUUUCGCAUAUCCAAGAGAGAUAAUAAAAACCUCUCUCUCCA